This is a messenger RNA of Aspergillus thermomutatus, 1212 nucleotides long. RefSeq names its product putative sulfite oxidase. The coding region runs from base 1 to 1212 and encodes 403 amino acids. NCBI's taxonomy places the organism in Eukaryota, Fungi, Ascomycota, Eurotiomycetes, Eurotiales, Aspergillaceae. Gene Ontology annotation, molecular function: oxidoreductase activity; molybdenum ion binding. The transcript is spliced from 3 exons. Gene Ontology annotation, cellular component: mitochondrion. The record is from RefSeq and is a predicted model, not a curated record.
AUGCUGACUGCGCCCGUCUUCACUGAUGCUAUUAGUCUAGAAGAUGAGCUGUACGGUAGGUCUAAAGCAGAGCGAGACACGAUCAGUUCUUCUAACUCGAUCAAGCAAGUCGAGUAUUCCGUUGACAAGCCGCUGAACCGGGAGCCCUCCGUCAAGAAACUCGUCGCGAGCUUCCUAACACCCGCGGAUAUUUCCUUUGAUCGGAACCACGGGCCCAUCCCCCAUCUCUCGGCAGACUCCCAUAGAGUCCAAGUCGACGGCCUAGUCUCAAAUCCUCUCGCCCUAUCUGUCCAUCAGCUCGCAAGAGAAUUCCCCCAGCAUGAAGUCGUAUGUGCCCUGGCAUGCGCCGGGAACCGCCGGCACACGAUGCGCACCAUGCUGAAGGAAGUGGAGGGCAUCGACUGGGGCGACGCGGCGGUCAUGAACUGUAAAUGGAAGGGGCCUAGGCUAAGAGACGUAUUGCUUCGCGCUGGGGUGAGGGAAGACGCGCGCAAGGACGGGCUGUAUGUGGAGUUUUCAUGCUACCAGGUGAAAUGUCAGGAUGAUGAUUGGUUUGGGGCGAGUGUGUCGCUGGAGAGGUGUUUGGGGGAGGACGGGGAUGCGAUUCUUGCUUUGGAGAUGAAUGACGCUCCUCUCCCCGCGAACCACGGGUAUCCUGUGCGUGUUAUCCUGCCUGGCAUUGUCGGCGCCAGGUGGGUCAAAUGGCUAGACCGCAUCACCGUCUCGGACCAUGAGUCGCCCAACUUCUACCAGCAGCUCGACUACAAGGUCCUACCGCCAACUGUGGUCGAUCAGGAGUCGGCGCAGCCGUUUUGGGAGCAGAUUCCCCCCAUGUCCGAUAUGCCUAUCAACUCCGUUGUGGCGGUCCCAGAAGAUAACGAGACGGUUGUCUUGUCCAGUUCAGGGGUUAUGGAGAUAAAAGGGUAUGCUGUUCCGAAUGGUGCGGGUGGACCGGUUACUCGCGUGCAGGUUUCAAUGGAUGGAGGAAAGACCUGGAUAGAUGCCAGAAUUGAGGAAUCUGGGCAGGGAAACAGGCGAUGGUGCUGGGUGUUGUGGACGGCAGCUGUCUGUCCUGAAAGAGGAACGGGGAGGGAGGUUCUGAGCCGAGCUUUUGAUGCUGGCGGGCAUGUACAAGUCGAGCAUUCGCAGUGGAACCUGAGAGGUGUUGGGUAUGAUGGGUAUGGGCGAGCGAGGAAUCUAACAAUCAUUUAG